Clarias gariepinus (North African catfish) is the source of this 2126-nucleotide messenger RNA. Its product is annotated as granulocyte-macrophage colony-stimulating factor receptor subunit alpha-like. Gene Ontology annotation, molecular function: protein binding. NCBI's taxonomy places the organism in Eukaryota, Metazoa, Chordata, Actinopteri, Siluriformes, Clariidae. The transcript has 10 exons. The coding region runs from base 301 to 1554 and encodes 417 amino acids. The record is from RefSeq and is a predicted model, not a curated record.
ACGUGCUGUUGCGCCACAGACCUGUAUAAUACAGUAGCCGCUCCUCCGCCCUCUCGCCUCGACACGCCAGAGAUGCAGAUUCGAGCUGCACUCAGAGCAAUUCCAGGCACGACACACUGGGUGGAUAAGUGCCAUCUCAUCAGACCGCUUUAAUCAGGCAUAUCGAGUGGAUUUCUAACGGAUUCUAACGGUGUGUCUCAUCCUCUCCGAGGAGAAGAGCUGGGAUUUAUUUUUAUUUUUUAUUUUUUUUAAAGAGCUUUUGAGGAAACUAUAUCUGUGGAAUCCUCGAAGUGAGCAGAUAUGGUGUUCCCCCAGUGUCGGGAUUCGUCCGCGCUGCUCGCGUGCUUGUCCUUCAUUUUAACCGGAGUUAAUAGUUUUUCAGGCGAAUUGCCUCCACCAGAAAACUUUAGCCUGUCAUGGCGCACAAACAGUUUGGACGUACAGGUACGGUGGAAGGAACCUGCUGGCUUGGACAAAAAAUGUAAAGUGAACUACACUGUAGCAGUAUAUCAUGAGAAUUGUCCUCCAACAAAGCCUGCUUUCGAUAAAUGUCGAACAGAAAAAUUGACUGUUGAAAGACCUGUUUAUGAAGAAAAAGGAAUAUGUGUUGGAAUAACAACAAACCCUAUGCUUUGUGCAAAAACAAAUGCCAGCAAAGAAGUGUACAAAUAUCUAUCUCCACCUCCAGCCUUAGUGGAGAACUUUAGGUGUGGUUAUUAUGCUAAUAAAAAGAUGAACUGCACAUGGAGCAUAGUCAAAAAUACCCCUGACCUUCAGCUGCUUUAUAGGGAGAAGAAAAAACCCCAAGAAAGCUUAAAGCCUUGUAAGUCAUAUAUUAUGAAUGGAAACAUGAAGACAGGCUGUCACCUGCAUGAUGACAAUCUUAAUCUUCAUGCAGACUUUUACUUUGUCAUCAGGGGAACUGAAGAAAAUUUCCAGAUUAACAACAAAUUUAUGAUAGCCAUAUAUAACUCAGCAGUGAAACUACCUAAACCCAACAUUAAAAUCAUGCAGGAAGGGGACCAUCUCCGUUUUCAAGCCAGCCACCUAGAUUUUAUACCAAAACAAUGUUUGAAAUAUAAGUUUAUGUACACCAAAUGCAAUGAAAAGAAUGAAGUUGUGGAAAAUGAAAACGGCUCAACAAGUGUGCAAUACGACACAGCUUGCAAGUACACAGUUCAAGGACUGGUCUUAUACUCCAAUUGUGGCAGUGACCUGGACAUUACGAGUGACCUGAGUGAACCUGUGGAUUAUGGUAUGGAUAGUGACCCAAAUUUGGCAUUUAAAGUGGCUAUAAUCAUUACCCCUUUAAUAGUGUGCUGCUGUCUCAUUGCAGCUAUAGUGCUGUUUAGGAGAAACAAGGACAUCAUUCUUCCAAAGAUUCCUGAACCAUCCCUGUUUUUCAAGGAUAUGCUUAACAGUACUAGUGACGGGCUAUCAAAGAGCCUUGGUGGAGGAAAACUUUAUGUGCCUGUUAGGGAGGUUGUGGCAAGUGGUGUGAGCCUGGAACCAAAAUCUCUUCUAUUACCUCCAGACAAUGAAAAUUGCAUCUAAAUCACACAAUGCUGUUUUUUGAAAAUGGUCAGUAGUAGACUCACAGUGACAAAGUCUGGCUCUGAAUUCUAGCAGCUUAAUCUUAAAGGUAUACACAUUCUUGUUGCCUCUUAAGACCUACCUAGCUCCAUGCAAUGUUUCGUUCUUCAUUCUAGGUAAAGACCUGUACUGGAUUAUGAAUUGCUAAGUACAGUAGUUGUCUGAGUUCAUGUAUGAAUGAGGAAGUCAUGGUGACAAGUCAUGGUAACAACAGGAACUGGGUUCUGAAAAAGUCCUGAAAACAGUCUGUAAAGAAAAAGUAGAGACAAAUGACGUUCCUGCAAAAAACAUUACUCAGGAGUAUAUGUAUAUGUAUGUAUAUACAUAUGUGAAAUGGAAACUAGUGACUUUUUUUGUUUUAACAAAAGGGCACUGCACAUAGCCACUUGGAUUAUAUCUAUGUCUUCUGUACAAAAGUGGAAAUUUCAGUCUAAUAUUAUAUGAAUGUAUAGUGUAUAUAGGAAUAUCUGUAAAUAUUCAUUUGGUUUUCUAUGUAGUUUGCUUUGUAAAUAAAAAGAAUAUGGUUAACUAUU